AUGCUGAGCACAGAGCUAAAUUCGCUUGUGGGUUUGUCCCAAAGCAUUAUUACUACUACCACCACAAAAGUGUCUACCAUCAGUCCUGGCAAUCAACAGCACAUCUCUGCCAAUCCUGAGAGUCUGCUUCUCAGCAGCGAAACUGAAGCAGCUUCUGUGCCUAUUCCAAAAUCGCAAAGCUCACUGAGUAAACUUGGAAAUAUGAAGACCUCACAUAAAGACAAUUCUUUAAUAAUUCAAGCUCCAGAUGAUGCCUCUUUAGAACCUAAAUCUGCUGUUACAUCUCCCAUCUCUACACCUCUACCUGCCAGUGAAUCACCCACUAUGCAAUCCCCAUCCCCUUUUAAAUCUGCUUCCCCUUAUCUCACCACACCUCCUAUUUGUUCUGUAGCAGUGCCCAAGACUACAAGACCACUUCCCCCUAUGAGGCCUGAGGCUUUAGCUUUGGAGCCUUCUAUUGACGAUGCUUUGGAUAAUCUACUUACCAUAAACUUCAUGAGCAAGCCAGAGGCCCAACAUUUGGUUUCAUCAGCUUGUAAGAUGGAUUUAGCAGAGCACCCAGAAGUGUUUGAAGAGACACUUGUUGCAGUGGACCGUAGGGUGGUACAGCCAGACGUGCACACGGAGAGUGAGGCAGGAGAUGUGGUUCAUGAGGAACAUUCUGACUGUAAGAGUGAUCUUUUGGACUGGGCUGACAUGGAGUUGAAGUUGUCAUAUGAUGGCGCCGAUGGCUCAAUGACUCCUACGACUGAGGCUAGCUGGAUGGAUGACUCCCUUACUCCUUCCUCCUGCCCUGGAACCCCAGAUGCCCAGAUUGACCUGCCUGCAUUACAUCCUGUCAGCACAAUGGAUAGGAUUUCAGCAUCUGGACAUCUCAAGUCUGUGAUCAGACGUACAAAGGAGACACCCAAUGUCCAUCCCAUGUACCGGGAUGGCCUUAUUCGCAGAAAGGUGGGCCCAGUAAUCUUUCACAAAAGCAACUCUCAGGAUCGCCUCAUAGAAGAGCUACAAGGCAAGCUGGGAAUUGCUCGCAAAGAACGGCCCAAGAAACAACCAGAUGAUUGGCUGACAGAGGGUGUCAUUGUCAUGUCAAGCCCAAAACGCUUGCGAGAAGACCACAGCAGGGAUGUGGAUAAGAUUAUUAUUCCCCCUGAAUCUCCUAUUCCUCAGAGAAAGGUGAUACCUGCAUCCCAGUCCAACUCCCCAGGCCCUUGCCUACCACCUCCAGCCAUGGAACCAAAGUCCAGGCCUACAGUUAAAGCUGUACCAGUUCCACCUCCCCCUCCUCCUACCCACACUACACUUAUUCCUGUCCCUUGUCAACGUCCUAGGGAAUCUAUACCUCCUCCCCAACUUCCUGUAGAAUGUGAGUCUCCUCCAGUCCCAGUUAAGUCCCCUAUUCCUCAGCCAAUACUCCCAGCAAAGCCUGCACCAACACCACCUCCUCCUCAACUGCCAGCAAAGCCUGCACCAACACCACCUCCUCCUCAACUGCCAGCAAAGCCUGCACCAACACCACCUCCACCUCAGGCACCCCCUCCUGCCCCUGUUGACCCUCCCAAAGUGCUGGUGUCUGUGGGUUGUCAGACGGAAAAUUAUCCCUUCUUCCCUCCAACACAGGUGCCGGCAUGGAGCUCCCUUUACAAGGAUGUGGGAAAUAGGGGUGCUGAGGGUGCACCCCAAAUUUGA
This is a messenger RNA of Silurus meridionalis, 1689 nucleotides long. RefSeq names its product formin-like protein 13. The record is from RefSeq and is a predicted model, not a curated record. Lineage: Eukaryota; Metazoa; Chordata; Actinopteri; Siluriformes; Siluridae. The transcript has 3 exons. Bases 1 to 1689 code for a protein of 562 amino acids.